This is a messenger RNA of Musa acuminata subsp. malaccensis (wild Malaysian banana), 3627 nucleotides long. Lineage: Eukaryota; Viridiplantae; Streptophyta; Magnoliopsida; Zingiberales; Musaceae. The record is from RefSeq and is a predicted model, not a curated record.
ACCCUCUCUUAAAACCCUUUCUCUCGCGGCUCCUCUUUGCUAGCCUCAAGAAUCGUCGCUCGCUCGCUGCUCCAGAACCCUCUCUAAAUUCUUUGCCCCCUUCAUCCUCCUCACCCCGGCUUCGAAUCUUGAUGGAGAAACCAAAUUCGUGGAUCGCCCAUGUCGAAGCGUUUGUGGACUCCGCUCGCGCCUCGAACCAGCAGGCUGCUAGUGUGGAUGCCAUCGCAGUCCUAGUGCAUGAAGACCUCUUAACCCUUGAGGGAUUGGUGAGAGAGAUGGAACAGUAUCUAACCGCCUCAGACCAUGUGAUUCGUGCUAGAGGUAUACUUCUCCUAUCAGAAGUGCUUUCUCGUCUUCUAGAGAAGCCAUUAGAUAGUCGCACUGUUAGUAGCUUGGUGGAGUUCUUCACAUCAAAGCUGGAAGAUUGGCAAGCCCUACGUGGAGCCCUUAUUGGUUGCUUAGCUCUUUUGAAAAGGACAAAAAAAUUUGGUAUGGUUGAAAGUAAUGAUGCCAAGUCACUUGCAGAAUCUUUUUUAAGAAAUGUACAAGUACAAUCACUAGCAGUUCGUGAUCGUAAGUUAUGCUUUGAAGUUAUUCAGCGCCUGUUGGAUGUGUACCCUCAGGCUGUUGUAGAGUUGGGUGAUGACCUUGUGUAUGGAAUAUGUGAAGCAAUCGAUGAAGAAAAAGAUCCUCGAUGCUUGAUGCUUACUUUCUCUCUGGUUGGGACUUUGGGACGACUGUUUCCUGAUCCGUCUGGUCCAAUGGGGAACUUUUCUUCUGAUGUUUUUGAUAUUCUGAGCCGAUAUUUUCCUAUAUACUUCACACAUUCAAAGGGUGAUGGUUUAGAUAUAACAAGGGAUGACCUUUCUAAGGCAUUAAUGGAUGCUUUCUCUUCAUCUCCACUUUUCGAACCAUUUGUUAUCCCAUUGCUCCUUGAAAAACUCUCCUCAUCCCUUCCAUCAGCAAAGCUUGAUUCUUUGAAGUAUCUUAACAGUUGCUUGCGCCACUAUGAAGCAGACAAGGUGGUCAAGCAUUCUCAAGUUAUCUGGUCUAAUUUGAAAGAUGUGAUCUUUAAUCUUUCGCCACAUAGGUCUUCAUUAUCAACUUAUGGUUCCAAUGGGGAUAUGGAUUCUGAGGUUAAUCAAAUUGCAGAUGAAGCUCUAAAUUGUUUGCAAACAGCUAUUUCACACUUGAAUUUUCCAGAUCAAGAUUCUUUCUUGUGUUUGAUUAUUGAUGAUGAAGAUAUAGGGACAAGAUUUUGGUCUGUAACAAGUAUAAAAAAAUAUUCAGGUACUUCAACAGAAAUCCAUUGUCAAUUAAGUGCUCUUGGAAGUAUCUUAUCUAUUGCAUCAAAGGUAUCCAUAUAUUGCUGCACCAAGGUGUUUCAGAAGUUCUUUUCCUGCCUAAUGGAUAUUUUAGGAGUUUCAGGAAAGCAUCCAUCUAAACUUUGUGUUACUGACCACAACACAUGUUCCGAUGGAUUGAAUUUUGGAGCACUUUAUCUUUCCAUGGAACUCCUUACUUCAUGUAGAGAAUUGACUUUGUCUUCCAAGGAAUUUUCUCCAGAAGUUAUUUCGGAACCAAGAAGCUCGUUUUAUGUGCUAAAAAAUAUCUCCAGAGAGUUAUGCGAUGCUCUUGGGUCAAUUUUGGAGACACCAGAGAGUGAAGAACAUGUUUAUUGUGCAGUGAAAGGUUUGCAAGUGCUUGCAACAUUUCCAGAAAUCUAUUCACCUGUUUCUGAGGCAACUUAUGAAGAUAUAUUAGUGAUGCUUAUGUCAAUAAUCGCUAGAAGGAGCAAGGAAACUUACUUGUGGGAAUUGUCUUUGAAAGCCUUAGUCCAAAUUGGUUUGUGGAUUGAAAAUGCUCAUGAUUCUGCAAAAGCAACAAGUUAUAACAAACUUGUCAUUCAGAGAAUUGUUUCCAUGCUUCAAUCUAAUGAUUCUACUAUCUCUCUUUCACUGAAACUGGUUGCAAUUUCUGAAAUCAGCAGCAUUGGCCUCUACCUGCUAAGAAUAGUUCAAGCAUUUGAAGAGGCUAUAGUUUCCAACUUAAGAGCUUGUUUUGAAGGAAAUCUAAAAUCUUCUGAUGUUUUAGUUCCUCUGCUCCAGUGCUACUCCAAUCAGGUGCUUCCAAGAUGCCACACUUGCGGAAAUUUCAAUGAUAUAGCUGUUCAAGUUGCUGUCAGUAUAUGGAAUCAAAUAGAAAAUGUGGCUGUUUUCAGGAGUUCCAUACUAAUGAAGGAUGUUCUUGAUCAGGUUAUGAUGACAAUGAAGCAUUUAGUCGCGGGAUGUACAGAGGAAAGCCAGUUCUUGAUUUUACAAAAAGCGUACGGCAGUCUUCCAAAGACCUUUUUUAUAGCGGAGCCAUUGCCCUGUGCUUUGUCACAACUUGAAGGCUUACAAUGCAUUCAAGAUACCACUCUCAUGUCAUGUCGAGAUGAAUGGAUUUUUUCUCUUUUUGGAUCAGUGGUUAUAGCACUUCGUCCGCAGACUCCUCUUGUAAAUGUGAAAAUACUUUUGAACUUGUUCGUGGUCCUUCUACUCAAAGGAAAUAUGCUAGCAGCUCAAGCCUUGGCAUCCAUGGUUAACAAGUGGCCUGCAGAUGUUAACAAGUCAGAAAUAUCUUAUUCUUUGGAUCAAGCAAUUGAGGAGAUUCUGAAGAGUUGUCUAUGGACUUCAGAAAGCAGUAGCAAUUUUAUAGAUAGAGAUAGUUGUUUUCAUAAAAAUGUUGUCCUUGGACUGGCAUGGAUUGGAAAAGGUUUGCUUAUGAGGGGACAUGAGAAACUAAAGGAAAUAGCAAUGCUUCUUUUGAAAUGUCUAGUUGCUGGUAAAUAUGUGGAUAUCACACCUUUUCAACAGCAUGAGAAUGGUAAGGAUGCUGGGCAGGAUGCAAGUUCCCCUUUGGCGACAUUUGCAGCGGAUGCAUUCCAUGUAUUUCUAAGUGAUUCAGAAGAUUGUCUGAAUAAGAAGUUCCAUGCCACGAUAAGGCCACUUUAUAAGCAACGUUUCUUCUCAAGCAUGUUGCCAAUCCUGCUCUCUUCAAUCAAAGAAUCCGAUCCCUCGAGUAAAAAAGUGGUAUUAUAUCGAGCUUUUGGACAUGUUAUUUCUGACACUCCACUGGCUGCUGUGGUUGGUGAAGCCAAGAAGAUUGUGCCCACACUAGCUGAUGCGUUGGCUAUGUUGAGUUUGGAUAUUCUGAAUAAAGAUCUGAUAUACAGUCUGCUGCUAGUUGUCUCGGGGAUACUGAUGGAUAAUAACGGUAAAGCAAUUGUCCUCGAGAAUGUUCACACCAUCAUUAGCCUCCUUAUCAAACUGAUUUCCUACCCUCAUUUGAUGAUUGUUCGUGAAACAGCAAUUCAGUGCCUAGUAGCCAUUUCAGCUCUUCCUUAUGCAAGAAUUUAUCCAUAUCGACCACAGGUUCUUCGAGCUGUUUCAACUGCUCUGGAUGAUCGAAAAAGAGUUGUUCGUCAGGAGGCUGUCAGAUGCCGUCAAGCAUGGGCAUCAAUUGCAUGAAGAAGUUUUCGGUUUUGAUGCAAUGGAUGCAGGGCAUCAAUUGGAUAUUUAACCAGUGAUGUGCAAGUACGACAAGAUGUGAUCUUCCUAGCUGGUUACUUUUCUCACAAGGCAC